Molecule: messenger RNA, 3064 nt
Organism: Vitis riparia (riverbank grape)
Lineage: Eukaryota; Viridiplantae; Streptophyta; Magnoliopsida; Vitales; Vitaceae
Product: zeta-carotene desaturase, chloroplastic/chromoplastic
Exons: 15
Coding region: 256-2007 (583 amino acids)
Biological process (GO): carotenoid biosynthetic process
Molecular function (GO): 9,9'-di-cis-zeta-carotene desaturase activity
Source: RefSeq, a predicted model, not a curated record
GUAGGAGUGGGAAUGUGAUAAGUGGAAGUGCGAGCAACUGGAACAAUCCAUGCACUUCCAAAACUCUUCCCCACAGCAUCUCCUCCACUCAAGAUACCCAUCUGCCUAACCCUCUUUCUUUCUCCUUCUAACCCCAUUUUUUUUCUCUUUCUAAUUCUUCCUCGACUUCAACGCUCCUUUCCUCUUCUAAACAUCGAUGAUUUUUGCCUGAAAUUACAAAUUUCUCUCCUUAAUUUUCUCUGUUUCUGCUUCCUAAUGUCUUCUUCUAUCCUUUUUCCUGCUGCUGGAAGCAGGGCUGGGUUCCGGGGCGACACUGUCGGGCUCUUUUUGUCCGGUGGCCGGUGUCCGAUGCCGUCUCAGUUGAAGGGUCAGAGGCUUUUUGUUCGGUCUUCUUUGGACUCAGACGUGUCUGACAUGAGCGUUAAUGCUCCAAAAGGGUUGUUUCCACCAGAACCUGAACACUAUAGGGGACCAAAGCUCAAGGUGGCUAUCAUUGGAGCUGGGCUUGCAGGCAUGUCAACUGCAGUGGAGCUUUUGGAUCAAGGCCACGAGGUAGAUAUAUAUGAGUCAAGGUCUUUCAUUGGUGGAAAAGUGGGCUCUUUUGUUGAUAGACGUGGAAAUCACAUUGAAAUGGGACUGCAUGUGUUCUUUGGUUGCUACAACAAUCUCUUUCGUUUGAUGAAAAAGGUGGGUGCAGAUAAAAAUUUACUUGUGAAGGAUCAUACUCACACGUUCGUAAACAAAGGGGGUCAAAUUGGUGAGCUUGAUUUUCGGUUUCCAGUUGGUGCACCAUUACAUGGAAUUCGUGCAUUUUUGGCUACAAAUCAGCUUGAGACUUAUGAUAAGGCAAGAAAUGCUUUGGCUCUUGCCCUUAGUCCAGUUGUUCGGGCUCUUGUUGAUCCAGAUGGAGCAAUGAGGGACAUACGAAAUUUGGAUAGUAUAAGCUUCUCUGAUUGGUUCCUGUCCAAAGGUGGGACACGCAUGAGCAUCCAGAGAAUGUGGGAUCCUGUUGCUUAUGCCCUCGGGUUUAUUGACUGUGAUAAUAUCAGUGCUCGUUGUAUGCUCACUAUAUUCUCAUUGUUUGCCACUAAGACAGAAGCUUCCCUACUGCGCAUGCUUAAAGGUUCUCCAGAUGUAUACUUGAGUGGCCCCAUCAGACAGUAUAUCACAGAUAAAGGGGGCAGGUUCCAUCUUAGGUGGGGAUGCAGAAAAGUACUUUAUGAUAGAUCUGCAGAUGGAGAAACAUAUGUCACUGGACUUGCAAUGUCUAGGGCUACUAAUAAGAAGAUUGUGAGAGCAGAUGCUUAUGUUGCAGCUUGUGAUGUUCCUGGAAUCAAAAGAUUAGUUCCGGCACAAUGGAGGGACUGGGAAUUUUUUGAUAAUAUUUAUAAACUAGUUGGGGUGCCAGUUGUCACAGUGCAACUUAGAUACAAUGGCUGGGUCACAGAGUUACAGGAUCUAGAACGGUCAAGGCAAUUGAGAAAAGCUGCAGGGUUGGAUAAUCUCCUUUACACCCCAGACGCAGACUUCUCUUGCUUUGCCGAUCUAGCACUUUCAUCUCCAGAAGAUUACUACAUUGAGGGACAAGGUUCAUUGCUCCAAUGUGUGCUUACACCGGGUGAUCCCUACAUGCCUUUACCAAAUGAUGAAAUCAUAAGAAGAGUUGCAAAGCAGGUUUUGGUUUUAUUCCCAUCCUCCCAAGGUUUAGAAGUUACUUGGUCAUCUGUUGUCAAAAUUGGCCAAUCCCUAUAUCGUGAGGGACCUGGUAAAGAUCCAUUUAGACCAGAUCAAAAGACACCGGUUAAGAAUUUCUUCCUUGCUGGCUCAUACACAAAACAGGAUUACAUUGACAGUAUGGAAGGAGCAACCCUGUCAGGCAGGCAAACUUCAGCCUAUAUUUGCGACGCGGGGGAAGAAUUAGCAGCACUGCAGAAAAAGCUUGGUGCCUUGGAUUCUCAAGAGUUCACGAAUGCUGCUAAUACCACAGAUGAGUUGAGUCUUGUCUGACACAUCACACCUUCAUUUCUCAAGCAUGAAAGCAGCCUGCCUUGGGGUGCUGACAGAAGUGGUUGUGACAGCAGUAUGUUUAGGUGAUGUAUGUAAUUUAAUUAAACCAUGUAAAGACUUGACAUUCAGCAAGAGAUCAACACGUUCAUUCUCAUAUAUACACAUCAACCAUUUAUGGUUGAUCUUAGUUGCAGCUUAUCUGCAGACAUGAAGGAAUAAUUAUCAAAAUAUUCAUGAAAAAGUCAAAAUCCCAAAUAAUUUUCACAUUUUUUUCUGAAUUUAUUUUGACCUUUUCAGGGGUUUGUGAGUUAAUAGUCUAGAUGCAUGGAGUUUUCUUAACCAUAAACAAUAAGGAAAUGCUAAUAGGAUCAAAUGUUGACCAAAUCUGAACCUCAAGCCCUCAACUACCUUGCCAAUUUUAGCCAAUUCAUGCAUGUGUAAAUGCAAAAGCCCCCCACCCACCCACACAAGACACACACAAGCACGGAGAGAGAGGGAGAGAGAGAGAGAGAGAGAUGGCAGCACAAAGAAGCCAUGUGUUGCUGCUGUGCUGCCUUGUGAUUCUUCUAGCAACCCAUGAGGUUCAAGGGCUGUUUGAAUGCUUAAAUGGAUGCCCCAGCAGAUGCCAAAAGGAGUUUCAUGAAACUCUCUACGUCUGCGCCAUCUACUGUGGUAUGAAAUGUACUUGUAACAGUGGCGGUGUAUGCGACUAUAUUGGUAUGACGAAUACAGCCCUCGACAGUCAUGAUCAAGAUCAAGAUCUCAAACUUCUUGCUGCGGCAAAGGCAAGAGCAGCAGCACAGCCAUCACCAGUUUCAACCAAGGGGGUACACUAAGUAGUGCAGCCAUGGAUGUUUUGUGGAAGCUGGUAUGGAAACCAGAAAAAGGAGAAAAAAGACAGCCAACCACUUUAUGCUCUUUUGCUUUUGCAGUUCUCUCACAGUGCCCCUCUUCUUCCUUCUCUUCUUUAAGCCGGGGAUGCCUGUAGCUGGCCCUGCUUUUGGUUUCCAUUUUCAUGGGUGUGUCAAGAUAUUGUACUUGGAAAUCUAUAAAAAAA